Linum tenue is the source of this 3147-nucleotide messenger RNA. NCBI's taxonomy places the organism in Eukaryota, Viridiplantae, Streptophyta, Magnoliopsida, Malpighiales, Linaceae. The record is from the annotation of a GenBank genome assembly.
CCGAGGUCGCGCUUUCUCAUCGUCGGUACAUAGUCAGUCGUCAUCUCACCGGCUCGCUCACUUUCACGGAGCUGUUGUGUCUUGUGUUGUGUGUAGUACUUAGCGAUCCAUUCAUAAGCAGGCAGCCGAUCGAUCUCGAAGCACCACGGAGAGACGGCGAAAGAAAAUAUUGAGGAAAUGGCAGAGGAUCCCGAGAAGAAAUUCCACUCCAUCAUGGACAAGCUCUUUAGUUCCUCCAAGUCCUCCUCUCUUAGUUCGUCCAUGGGAGAAUCGUCGAGAGGGAAGAAGCGGCCGAAUCCCGAGCCUGCAUUAGCUUUAGUGGAACCAAGAGCGAUGGUGGAUAUCCUCGAUGUUUCUCGGCGCUCUUCAGUAGCUCAGAGCAAUGCUCCAUUGUGUAGACCGUGGGACAGAGGUGACUUAAUGAAGAGGGUGGCUACUUUUAAAUCCAUGACUUGGUUCGGCAAGCCAAAGGCUGUAAAUGCUGUGAACUGUGCAAGGAGGGGGUGGAUCAAUGUGGACACAGAUAUCAUAGCAUGCGAAGCAUGUGCUGCACGUCUCCUUUUUUCAACUCCAUCAUCUUGGCCACAGCAGCAAGGCAAGCAAUGCCCUCUGCUGAUGAGUAUAUCUAUUGAACUGCUUGUUCAAGUUGAAAAGGCAGCAUUGGUAUUUAGCUUAAAGCUGGAUAGUGGACACAAGUUACUGUGUCCAUGGGGUGACAACGCAUGUGAUGAAAGAUUGGCAGAAUUUCCUCCCACCCCCUUUCCGGUUCUAGCUGAUAAAUUCAAAGAACGCUCCUCAAAACUUCUGCAGCUCCUGGCACUUCCUGUAGUUUCAUCGUCAGCCAUCGAAUACAUGAGAAGUCCACAGCUGGAAGAAUUUCUUAGCCAGUCUUCAACACUCGACCUCUGCAAUGAAUCUCCCAGUAUGUCCGAAAUAGAGUUCUUGGGAAAUGAGAAAGAAGCUGACAGUGCAAACUUGUAUUAUCAGGCACAAAAGUUAAUUAGUCUGUGUGGUUGGGAACCACGUUUACUACCUUAUGUUGUUGAUUGCAUUGAGAAACCAAAGGGGUCUGAAAUUUUGAAGUCAUCUCUUGCUGAUUCUACAAGAAAUAGUUCAAGCAAUGUCUGCUCAGCUGCUACUGGAGAAAGAGAGGUUAAUGAAGAAGGUGGGAACAAUAUUGUCUCGUCUGUUGAUCCUAAUUCCAUUGUUUUGGAUUGUGGGCUUUGCGGAGCUAGUGUGGGAUUGUGGACCUAUUCUACAGUUCCAAGGCCUUUGGAGUUGUUUAGGGUGGCUGGAGUAGUAGAAGUAAAUGGCAACAGGAGUGGAGGGCAAGAACUAGAAAAUGCAGAUCCUGUUAACAAAGACGGAGUUUUAACUUCGUCCUCAAAUAGUUUUCUGUUUCCCCCCACAAAUAUGAAAUUCACUAUUGCUGGGGGUCCUCCACCAACAAAGCAGAACUUCAAAGCAACAGUAUCACUGCCUGUUAUUGGGAGGAAUUUGAGGGCCAGGCUGUCAUAUGACAAGGAUUUUGGAGACCAUUCAAGUGGAAGCCAGUUGGAUCCUGCAUCUCAGUCUGAAAAAUUAAUUAUGUCGAACAUGGAAAAGGAUCACACUGAAGACAAGGCAGGUGAUAAUCCACCUCAAUCCGAGACACUGGAGUCGUCAAAGAGCAAAGAAAAUGAUCAAAGGCAGGUUAGUGCUUCAAACAGUGAGAAUCCGUCUGUGAUCAGCCCUGGAGGAUGUGAAACUCCUGAAAUAGAUAAUGCUCUGCCGCAGUUGGAAGAAAGCACAAGUGUUGUUCCAAAUACGCAUUCAAACCAAUCUGAAAGUUCGACCAUCCAAAACAGUUUGAUAUCUGCUGAAAAAAGCAACAGUGGCACUGGAGGACCACAGAAUCGAGCUAAUGGAGAUGUUUUGCUCUCGGGUACUGUUAAGGAAUUCAAGGAACUUUCAUCAAACAGAAGUAUGGAUUUUGAUCCAAUCAGACAGCACAGGCACUUUUGUCCAUGGAUUGUGUCGACCAACAGUGGCGCACCAGGCUGGCAGCAAACUCUGACUGCUUUGCAACGCCAGAAUGAUCGGUCUAAUUCGUCACCCAAAACUCCUUCAACCUCUUCGAUUAUCAAGGUGAACGAUCCCAUAACUUCAGUUAGAAGGCUUUUUAGGUCUCCAUCAGCCAAAAGACCAAAGCUCACACCCGGAUCAAGCUGAAGCAUCAUUUCAUUUGUAGCUAAGCAAUUUUACCAGGUGAUGCCAGCUUUCCCACUCACUAGUUUACUAAACCUGGAAGCUCCAACUGGGACAACAUCAUCGUACAGACCAAUGACUACUCGUCCUGCUGGCUUCCCAUCAAUGGAUAUAUCAAGAAAUGCCCGUGAUGUAGGCUCUUGACUACUGCUGCUGCACAAUUGUUCACCACCACUGCCUUCUUUGAUGCUAUCUUCAGCUCUCGCUUUACGUCCCAGCAGAAGCAGCAACGAUGCAUUGCUGAAAACUGCGAGCUCUCUGCGUGAGAACUGUUUUGGGGAUUCUCUGAGAAGGGGUAGUGAUGGAGUGACAGGAGAACUGUGUGUAAUUGGCGGCAGUGGCGUCGGAGCAUGACGAUGAUGAUGAUGAUGAUGAUGAUGAUGGAGGUUAAUGGUGGAUUGGAAGAUUCUGGAGUUGUGUAACAUUUCUAUUUUUUAGUAUUUUUGGCUUCAGGUUUCUGAGUCUUGGGAAUAUGUCUGUGUGACUCUGUGCAAAGGGCAGUGCUAUGGUUCUCUAUAGAUAAGGAAAGGGAAAGAAGCUGAUGGCUUCUUGUAAUUGGUUGUUAUUCUAUCUCAAACGGCCAGCAAAGAGGAUGUCUUUGUGGGCCAAAGGGUAUAAUGGGCCAGGAUAUUGUAAGCCCCCUUCCACUACGCUCAAUCAUAUUAUUGUGUAUUUUCUUUACCGCGGCUGGGCCAAUUUAGCAUAGGAUUGUUUGUAUCUAGGACUGCAGUUCUGCAAAUGAGUCAUCGUGAGCCAAGUUGCUCACGGGUAGUUCAAUAUUCGCUUUGGGGAAAGCUUGUUGUUUGUAACGGUUGCAAUUUUGAAUGGUGUGAAUGAGAAUGAAAGGGGAAGGAGUCAAGAGAAAUUCUUGAAAUACCAUAUUGGUUAUUUAUGUGAAAG